Messenger RNA from Corythoichthys intestinalis (scribbled pipefish), 2761 nucleotides. RefSeq lists its product as uncharacterized. The record is from RefSeq and is a predicted model, not a curated record. Bases 899 to 1366 code for a protein of 155 amino acids. Lineage: Eukaryota; Metazoa; Chordata; Actinopteri; Syngnathiformes; Syngnathidae. The transcript is spliced from 6 exons.
UUGUAUGUGAUGUACUAUAUAUUUUACAAAAAGCUCAAAAUUGUGCAAAAAUCUUUUUUUUUUUUUUUUAAAUCAUCAAAAACUUCAUUUUUGUUAUGUGUUACCUAAAUAUCUAGGGGGGGAAUUAUUUAGGUGACUAUUUUAACUCAUUGGCUACUAUUGACAGUGAUAUUCUAUAUGAAUGUGUGGAAAAUCCCAACACAGGAAUAAUCAACAUUAGACGAAAGACAAAAGUCCCAAAUGCUUACCAAGAGCAAUCAUGUAUCCUUCGAAGUUGACAUUGCUGACAAUGUCCCACGUCCCAGUGUAGUUGACCGCCAUCUCAGAUGUUUUUGUGGCUUUUGGGUGCUGGAACAUGUUUUAUUGUGUGUUAAUAUGGGCCAGAGGUGAUGUGGACUGGAGGGUGGGACGGGACCUUUUACACAUAAUUUGAGGCAACACAACUCUUCCUGUUGUGGUGAUUGUCCUUGCGGAAAAGUGGUCUGUACGGUAUGUUGCAAUGAAUAGUGAAGGGUCACCCGAGUCCAACCUGAAGUCCACAUCUUUAAAAUCAAAUCCGCCAAGCUGAACUCUAGGGACAGUUUUUGAGUUUUAUGUGCUUCACAAUUCAUCGGGUUGAAUUUUUGGAGUUGAGUUUUCAAGAGUUUUUUGUUUAUGGCUAGAUAUCAACAUUCAUACAUCAGUGGUACUUGAGCUAAGUUGAAAUGGCAGACUUCCUGUCUUUUCAGACAUGGCUUGUUGAAAUUUUUUUGUGAGUCGCCUCAUGAUAGAUCUCAGCCAAACCACAUUGCCAAGUGAAACCAGCUUCCAUGCCGGAAGGAUUGUAUUGCUUAGUGAAACACAAUCCACCCACCGUUCACAUUAGUGGUGACUGCUGUUUAAACGUGCGUCAGAUGCAAUGUUUCUCUACUCACUGAUCCUGCUAGCUUACCACUCCAGCAGAUGGAUACCCAGGAAUAGGAGGCUCAAGUUCCAAAUUGUCAACGCUGUGUUCACCGCCCUUGUUUUGGUCCCUCAGCUGUACGUCAUGACCAGGCCAAAGUCAGCAAGAUAUUGCAAGCAACCUUUACUGAACAAUCUGGCCGCCUCCAUUGCGCUGUCAAUUAUCGCCACAGGUUUUUCGGUAGUCUUCACACUUUUAGAGCCAGUGCCUCAGGGUCUGUGGGCGGCCUGUCAUUUUUUCGGACUGGUGUCCUUUGGACAAGGGAUGUGCGGCGCCAUUUUGACACUCACUGCGGCUUCAUGUGCCACAACUACACCUGAAUUGUAUCACAUGUCUCUUUUUCUCAUGGUGGCAUCCAUUUUGAGCACAGUUGUGCUGGCGGUCAAAGGCGGACUGUGGCUGACAGAAAGGCAGCAACAAUGAGCAAUAAAACCAGUACAGCUGCUCACAUGGACAUCGGAUAGCACUCAUAUUAACAAUUCAUGCAGUUUCCAUCCCGCCGGCGAGCCGGUAACUCAAAACCAUGGGAAUGAAAGAAGAGAAAGUGAGUUAAUCCAGCUCACGUUUUAAUGCGUCACAUCAUACAAAGCAGGUGUUUCCUUGACGUCCGUUUCCCAAUUGUAGCUGGUGGGAGGAAAGCGUAAAAAAUGUAACAUUUGAUCCAAAUAUAAUUACAGGUGACAUACUGUAGACCAGCUUCUGUUACAAAAAAAUAUCACCAUGAAGCAGAGAUGUACCUCUCAAAUAUGAUAGGAAUUGAUAAUUGAAGGUUUGAAAUUUCAGUGUGGAAACACAGUAUACCAGCAAAUGAUUCACCGGAAGGCUCAGUAACACAUUCUUUUGACUUACUGCAGAAAUGAACCUCAACAUAAAGUUCACAUCAACACAAAAAAGCACAUAAAGUUAAAAAAAUAUAUCUUUUUUUACCCACGUGUUAAGAAACAUUAUCACUUUACUUGGAAUUGUUACUCUCUUUGAAAAACUAGACAUGUACCUGAGAUCUGAUAUUAUUGGUGGAUGGAAAAAAACAUUAAAUAAAAGCACCAGAUUUUAAAAUUGCAUAGUUUGAUUGACUCCAGAAAAGUGCAGGAUUGUCAUUUCACAACACUUGCUCCAGAACAGUAACGCAAAGACGAAUAUUUGCAUCUCCAUUUUCGGCCGAGGGGAAGAGAAUCUAAUAAAUCUGGAUUUCAUCUGUGUGGCUCACAUGACAAUAAUGUUCUUAAGUCUAACAAGUGCAAUAUCAGGCAUGACAACAGAAAGAUAAAAUAAUGCACGGAAUCGGAUGCAGGCCUCCUUGUAUGUAGCCGAUUAUCUAUGUAUUAUUUUUUACUUUAAUGUUGCACUUCCAAGUGUUAGUGGUUGUGGAUGUACUUAUUUGGACAUCAGUGAAGUGGACCGUUCCAUGUGGUUAUUUGACAUGUAAAUAAGAUGUCAAGAAGGGGGUUAUAGGCAUUCAAUUGGAAUUGGAUACUAGUACCAGCAAUGUAGCGUAAAUUCAGUUAGAAAGCGUAUGAAGGUCAAAGUGGUUGAAUUGUAGAGUUAAGACUUGGUAUUGAUGUGUUGGGUUUGGUGUGAUCCCUAACCCAAAAGUGCGUCAUAGUCAAUGUACCAGGUAAGCGUGCGAUUGGUGGGUUUCACCCCUGUGACGGGCCAUUUAUUUGCAUCAUCCUUGACACGGCUCAGCUGGGUAAUAAGCUCGUGUUUGCUCUUGCCCAUCACCAGCAGUGACACCUGGUGGGCUCGGUUGAUGGCUCCAAGCGUGAGACUCAUGCGCCGGUGCGGCUUGACGGGGCUCUCUGUGAGGACCACCAGCUG